AUGGCGGACCGUUAUUCUUUCUCGUUGACUACUUUCUCGCCCAGUGGAAAGCUGGUUCAGAUCGAGUAUGCUCUCAAUGCAGUGAACCAGGGUGUCACAGCCCUCGGCAUCAAAGCCACCAAUGGAAUUGUUCUUGCAACCGAAAAGAAAUCUUCCUCGCCGCUUAUCGAUCCCCCCUCGCUCUCUAAGAUCUCGCUGAUCACUCCGGAUAUUGGCAUGGUUUACGCUGGUAUGGGACCCGAUUACCGCGUGCUGGUGGACAAGGCCCGAAAAGUGUCACACACUGGCUACAAGCGCGUCUACAACGAAUACCCACCAACUCGGAUACUGGUGCAAGAUGUUGCCCGGGUGGUGCAGGAGGCCACUCAGUCUGGUGGUGUGCGGCCGUACGGUGUCAGCUUGCUGAUUGCCGGUUGGGACGAGGGCGUCGAGCCAGAGGCUGUCAAGAAGACCGAUUCACCUGAGGAGUCGGCUCCUGGCAAGACCGGUGGUAUUCUCAAGGGUGGACCUAGCUUGUAUCAGGUCGAUCCCAGCGGCAGCUACUACCCUUGGAAGGCUACAGCCAUUGGUAAGCACGCCACUAGUGCUAAGACGUUCCUAGAGAAGCGAUACACAGAGGGUUUGGAGCUGGAAGAUGCUAUCCACAUUGCCCUGUUGACACUCAAGGAGACAAUCGAGGGUGAGAUGAACGGAGACACAAUAGAAAUUGGCAUUGUCGGCCCGCCAGCAGACCACUUGCUUGGCUAUGAAGGUGUUGAAGGAUCUCAGGGACCUCGAUUCCGAAAGUUGACCAAGGAACAGAUCGAGGAUUACUUGACCAACCUAUGA
Penicillium taxi is the source of this 828-nucleotide messenger RNA. It is a transcript of the gene pre8, whose product is annotated as proteasome core particle subunit alpha 2. The record is from RefSeq and is a predicted model, not a curated record. The transcript has 5 exons. Gene Ontology annotation, cellular component: proteasome core complex, alpha-subunit complex; proteasome core complex. Bases 1 to 828 code for a protein of 275 amino acids. Lineage: Eukaryota; Fungi; Ascomycota; Eurotiomycetes; Eurotiales; Aspergillaceae. Gene Ontology annotation, biological process: ubiquitin-dependent protein catabolic process.